AUGAUGUCUGCCGGAAUCUUGUCGACAAAGCGAAGGACUACCACAUUCUACAACUUUCUACUCACGAACACCCCAACAUGCGAGGACCGCGAACUCCGUCACGAAAAGUAUUUAGUGGUGAAAUAUUGUACGCUGGGACGGAGUUGGUGUAGCUGUCUUCGACAACUUUCUCUACGCUGUUGGUGGCCACGAUGGAAGCAUACGUAUUUGAAAAGCAGUGAGAGAUUCGAUCCCGCUACUGAAGCAUGGUCGAGUGACGUAGCUCCCAUGUCCCAUGCCCGGUUCGGACAUGGUGUGGCCACGCUUGACGGUUUCAUUUAUGCGGUGGGCGGAUACAGUGGCGCAGCUCUUGGACGUUGUUGA
Molecule: messenger RNA, 363 nt
Organism: Ostertagia ostertagi
Lineage: Eukaryota; Metazoa; Nematoda; Chromadorea; Rhabditida; Trichostrongylidae
Source: the annotation of a GenBank genome assembly